Messenger RNA from Helobdella robusta, 4605 nucleotides. RefSeq lists its product as hypothetical. Gene Ontology annotation, molecular function: protein binding. The transcript is spliced from 12 exons. Gene Ontology annotation, biological process: regulation of transcription by RNA polymerase II. Gene Ontology annotation, cellular component: MOZ/MORF histone acetyltransferase complex. The record is from RefSeq and is a predicted model, not a curated record. The coding region runs from base 1 to 4605 and encodes 1534 amino acids. Lineage: Eukaryota; Metazoa; Annelida; Clitellata; Rhynchobdellida; Glossiphoniidae.
AUGAGGUCCAGUGAGAGAAACAGUAGUACUAGUAGUAAUGUCGGGUCACCCAUCAAGAGAUUCUUCCUUUCCUCGUCUAGUAAAAAGAAAUCAGGAUUGAAGAAGAAGACAUCCCGACCGACAAAACUAACUCUUUCAAGUAAUAAAAGUCAAAAAAAUAUAGGUGAAUUUUUCUCAGGUAGAUCAAGUACAACACCAAUUACAAGCAACAACAGUAAGACAACCCCCAGACUUAGGAAAUGUUUAUUUAAUAAUGACUCCUCUAUUAAAAGCAAAACCCAUUCUAAAAACACGUCCAUACUGGAUGAGACAUCAUCUUCAUCAUUCACUUACUCUUCAAACUUUCAGAGGUUUGUUGAUGUAGAUAUAUUAGGGCAAAGUAGCAAGCUAGAUCUUCAUGCUAAUUUAGAAAUAGUUGAAUCAGUUGAUGCUCAGCCAUCUACAACAAAAUCAGAAAAUGAAAAUGAGUCAGAAAAAGAAAACAGCCCAAAGAUACAUAAAUCACAUUCUACAGCAAAAUUAAGUGACAUAGAAAAAGAGCAACAGCAUCCAAAGGCACUGAUUAAACUCCAUACUGCAGUUGUUAGGGAAGUUGAUGGCUGCUUGGAAUCAGUUAGGGAAAAUUUUUCAAGGCCUGAUGGAUUUUAUAGGUUUGUUGAAGGGGAUGCAGAUGAAAGGAAAGAGAAAGUUGAAUAUGAUCUAGAUGAUGAGGACACAUGCUGGCUUAAUCUAGUGCGCAACACGAAGAUUAAUGGUAUAAAGAACCUGAAUGAAGAUAACUUUGAGAUGUGCAUGGAUAGGCUGGAGAAGAUGGCAGCACAUUUACAACUGAACUCUCUAAAAACUAAUUCUGGUCAGAUCAAGUCCAAACAUAGUGAACAGUUAGAUGAUGAUGACAUCUUCUGUUCCAUAUGUUUGGAUGAUGAAUGUCAGAACAGCAACGUGAUAUUAUUGUGUGACUCGUGCAACCUGGCUGUUCACCAGGAGUGCUAUGGAGUGCCUCUUGUUCCAGAAGGUCAGUGGUUGUGUUCCUGGUGCCAAUGGGAAGGUUCCAACAGAGGCAAAUCAACUCCUAGGAAAUCUCGAUGUAAAAGUAGUAAGAAUGUGAAGUUCAUCACCGGCGGUGACAAUGAUGACGACAGCGUUGCAGUUAGUGAUGGCAAUGAUGGGACAUGCUGCUUGUGUCCUGUUGUUGGUGGAGCUCUGAAGAAAACAGACAAUGGGAAGUGGGCACAUGUGCUGUGUGCACUGUGGAUCCCAGAAGUUGGAUUUGGCAGUGUGGAGUACCUGGAGCCGAUCACAAAGUUAAGUGAGGUACCGACAGCCAGGCACAAACUUACUUGUUCAGUCUGCAAGAAAAAGGACGUUGGAGCCUGCAUUCAGUGCAUGAGGAAAAAUUGUUACACUGCCUUCCACAUCAUGUGCGCUCAAAAGGUUGGAACAUACAUGCGGAUAGAGCAAGGAGUGGAAGAUGAUGAUGCUGACUCACCAACGAACAUCAAAAAAUCAUUCCUCUGUGAUAUCCACAAACCUGAAGGUGCUAAACCAUUUUUGCCUAUGUACGAGAAUGAAGAUGACGACGACGACGAUGACGUUAGCAUGGAGGAAAGUGUUGAUGCAUCAUGUCGAUCGAAGAGGCAGCAAUCUAAGAUUGUUCCUAAAAGCAAGUCACAGUGCCAGUUGAGUAACAAGAAAUCAGCAAAUAGUCAGGGUUCAACUAAAAGUAAAUUAAAUUCAAAAGCAGGACUGAACAAAUCAAAGUCGACAUCAGCUCUUGUAACUUCCACGGUGGUCCUUGAUCUCCCUACUCUAUCACCCAACAAGUUGAAAGAAAUAACUAAAGAAUGUUUGCUCACAACAACAACAACACCACCACCAUCGUCGUCGUACUCAUCCUCGUCGUUGUCGUCACUGCAUGACGUCAUGGAGGCAGUCUACAAUUAUUGGCUGCUGAAGAGAAAGUCAAGAAAUAAUAUUCCACUGUUGAAGACGUACUACACACAUCUCAUGUCCAACCAUAUGCCCAGUAAGAUGGGCAGUACUGAUGACACAAAAUCAGCCUACGAUGGACUGAAGGAUGCCAAAAAGCUGAGAAAUGAGAUGGAGAAGGUCCGCCUACUGAUGGAGCUGGUCAGGAAAAGGGAAAAAUUGAAGUUGACAAUGGUAAAGUUGAAGGAGCAGACGAUAAACAUGAAGUUAAAUCCGUGGAAUGCGUACCUCUGUAAGAUACUGGACAGACUGCAGACUAUUGACAAGUGCCAUGUCUUUGCUCAUCCAGUCGCUGUCGACCAGGUACCAGGAUACAAGCAGAAAAUCAAGGAACCAAUGGAUUUCUCGACGAUGCGUUCGAAGGUUCUCACCUACAAAUAUGAAACAUUUGAAGCUUUUGUUAGGGACUUUGAUCUGAUGGUCAACAACUGCUUGCUCUUCAACUCCAAGCACACUGUCUACCACAAGUCUGCUGUCAGAAUGAAGAAACAGUCUCAGCACGUACUGGAAGAGGAAAAGCUGAGGUUACAAAGAUUCCCUAGAGAAUCCCUGCCUGCAUCACUUGCCAAUGAGGAGAUGGGAAUUCCCAACUUUGUCACUGCACACGACGACUCUGAUGAUAAAAACAACAAUGAUGAUGAUGUUGUGUUUAAACCUAGUGAUAACGAAAGCAAGGAUAAUGUGGUGAAAAUUUGUGAUGAUAAGAACGACGAUGAGGAAAAUGAUGAAACCGAAAUAUCGGAUAACAGCAAGGUGGUGGAUCGUAGCAGGCGCAACAUCAUCUACAGCAAUGAACCCAUCGACGUCGAUAAUGAUAAUGAAAAUGACGAUGACGACAAUGAGGAUGACGACCAUAACAUCACACUUCAGAAGACUUGUGAGAAAAUUCAGACUGGCAUCUGCAGGCUGAGUGACUGGGUGAAAAAGCAGAGUAGGAGAGGUACCAAGGUGGAAUCAACAAACGAGAAUGGCGAUGAUGUAAAGGCUGGGACUUGUACUGAUAAAGUUGGCGUCACUGAUAUCUAUCAGAAUCAUGCAGACGCUGUGGUUAACGAUGCUUCACAUGGUAAUAGUGGUGGUCAUGAGAAUGACGAUUCAGAUGACGAUAGUUUGAGAGAUAGUACAAUUUGUUAUGCUAAUGAUAAAAACGGUAAUGCCGAUGUCACAUGCAAUAAUGAUGAUGAUGGUGGUGGUGAAAUGAUAAUGGAUGAAAAUGUAAACGUCUGUCAUACAAGUGCCAGCGACAGUUCUAAUAAGGACGGUGAUAAUAUUGCAAAGAAAAAUGCAACUGCCGAUGACGAUGGUGAUGAUGAUGACGACGACGAUGAUUGUGGGAUCAUCAUUGAAACAAUUGAUCUUGUUCGUGAGAAGAUGGAUGGUGAUGAUGACGGCGUUAAAGUUGGAAUGAGCUCUUCCGACCAAUUUUUCAGUGAAGAAAUUAUCGUUGAUGAUGAUGAAACUGAUGAUAAUAAAAACGUCAAGUCAGCGAAUGAUGAUGAUAGCAAUAAAAUUGACGAUGGUGAUGAUUUGAAAUGCGAUGGUGACAGCAAUGAUAUUGUUGUUGAAACUAUAAGCAUAGAAGACGAGGAAGAGAUUUGCGUCAUUGAUAAAUCCGAUGAGGAAGGAGAGGAUGGUGGGGCAUCUGACGAUCGGGUGGAUGAGGAGGUGAAUGAUAAGGAGAUGCUUAGAAAUAAUAUUCUCAGUAGAUUGGAUUUCAUCAAUCCAGAAAGUACUGAUGACGCCAAAAGUAAAAGUUGUGUUGUUGAUACUUAUGACAACAACGGAGAUCACAUUAUUGAUGAUAAGUUGUCAUUUAAAAAUAAGAUUAUUGACAACAGCUGCUGCAUCGGUAACGUUCCAAGCAGCAGCAACAGUUCUUGCAACAACAGCAACACAAACAUCCUUGAAAGUUCAAUCAACCGUGUCAACUUCAAGAAACAGACCAUAGUAAACUUUUUAACAUCCCUCCUGACAACUGUGAAGAAUUCAUCGGAAGCAGACCUGCAAAACAAUUUGAAGCUGGAGGUGAAGAAUGAAAAUCUCACGAUAGAUGGAAACAAAAUCGAAAACGUGAUCGGACUAAAUUUGAACAUUCUUCCUGCAUUGAGAACAUUCAACAAGCUGAUGAUGCUCUGCUCCCGAAAUGCUGUCGACGAUGAGGAGGAUGAGGAGGAAGAAGAGGAGGAGGUAGCAACGACUGCGACUAAAAAUCGCGAGAAUUUCACACCUAACGCAAAGAGACAAAAUCCGUCUGAUUUUACAGCUCCUUGUUCAUCAUUCUCUUUAUCGUCGAUAGCCACUCAGAACAGGAAAAAGUUCAAAACAAGUAAAUCGUUUGAUAUGGAAAAGUCGAAGAGCGCAAACAACAAAGCACAAUUGAAUAAUAAUAAUAAUAAUAAUAAUGUCAUUUAUAAAGCGCCACGGCAAGUGUCUGAGGUGCCAAAUUCAUAUUCUAAAUCUGUGACUUCCAUGGUCAAAGAUGAGAAGGUCAGAGGUUUAGAAGUGAGAAGAACAUCUGAUCGACCCAAAACUGCCACACACAGAUACCUUAUUGAUGACAAUCUUUUUUUCCAAAGUACGUUUCUAGUUUCUUCUGUGCUCAUUACCAUAUGUUGA